Molecule: messenger RNA, 1976 nt
Organism: Clupea harengus (Atlantic herring)
Lineage: Eukaryota; Metazoa; Chordata; Actinopteri; Clupeiformes; Clupeidae
Exons: 3
Coding region: 1213-1791 (192 amino acids)
Molecular function (GO): protein binding
Source: RefSeq, a predicted model, not a curated record
GACUAAUCUGUGCCGUAAACCCUUAUAUUUACCAAUCCCUAUGGAACUACUCUGGAAGUUUGAAUUUUCCGCGCUGUUGUGAUUGUGUCACUUCCGUAAUGAUACGUCAUUGACAUGCGCAUUUCACUUCUGCAGUAGUCAGCAUAGACAUCAUCUAUAUAUGUCUAUGGUCGUUAGAACAGGCUGUUAAUUCAUGCUCUGGUGUUAAAGUUGAGUUUACUGUUGUUGAGUCAUGUUAUGACCAUAUCCUUGCCGAACUAAUUAAAUACCUUAUUCCCCAACCAACAGAAAGGGGCGUGUUUCUAAAAUGCAAUGUUACAGUGAAAAUACAGUCUGUAACUAUGUCGGUUUUUCUUUUACCAGAAGAAAUAUGGAUGCACGUGUUCAAGUAUCUGUCAAAGUCAGACAGAAUGGAAGUUCGUUCUUGCUGCAAAUAUUUCAAGCGUCUGGUAGACCAUCGUUCUCUUUGGAAAGACGAAAUCAUUGUGCUUCGAAGAAUUAGGUCUUACAAUUCUAAUUUCUGGAAGACACUACGCUGCAGGAUGCUCACCGCUGUCGUCGUGGUCAAUCCAAAUAUAAAAGAAUGCAAACAAAUCGUCACAUCUCUCCCAUGGCUCAGGUCAGUGACAAUAGAUUUGUCAAAUGUCGACUCCGAUGUCCUGACGAAUCUAAGCAGUUUGAGGGAGUUGAAAAGGUUGGUCAUUCGCACAUGUCAUCGUUCAUUGGCACUGGCCAAGAGUCUGAUAUUGCUACCUCAGCUUGAACAUCUGUCCGUGUGUCGCAUCCUCAACUCCGUUAGGUCAGACAUAAUGACUGCCAUAUCUCAACUCUGCAACCUGACUUCGCUACAUUAUCACGAAGGCCUCUCUCCCAUCCCUAAAAAGACUUUUCACGCCUUGUUGAAAAGCUUACCCAAGCUUAAACAUCUCUCUCUUCGAAUGUGGACAGGUCAUGGUUCUCUCCCUGACGAUUACUUGAAUUUAUCUAGAGUAGCUUUGGAUUCACCAGGUGAGCUACGGCUGGAAACCUUGUUCAAAAUUAAGUGUGUGAAUCACCGCACCGAUUUCGUUUUUCAGUUUAGAAAUAACCUACAGAUAUUCAUGUACAAUUUAAUAUACUGCACCACAAGUAUGGUAAAACCUAUCAAACUCUUCCUUUUGAGGUCUACAUAAUGGAAAUAAUGGCCUCACCAGUCUUGAGCUUCUGAACUACAUGGAUCCCAUGCUGUCACCGGUGGCUUUGAAGCAUCUACCCUUUCUGGAGAGCCUGACCGUGAAGUACAUAAGCAGGGCCACAGAGCCCAGCACGUGUCACCUGAGUGCAUGGCUACAGAGUCUGGGCCACCUCACAGAGCUUAGUGUCACCAACGGUCAUCCAUUCAGUGCCUAUGCUGAUUCUCUGCCAAGGAAUCUGAGGACUUUGUCUCUAACUGGCAUGAUGGUGGAACCAGGGGCUAUGGCAUCGGCUGGGAAGAAAGUGCCAGACAUCCUCCACCUACGCUACGACCCGUUUGUGUUCAACGGCCCCAGCUAUGUAGCGGAGAUCCCAGGGGUUUUCCCACUUUUGCAAACUCUGAAAGUCAGAUCCCACAGUGUGUCCGAGAAAGACUUACCAUGGCUUGGAGAAAUGCACCAAAUGAGGCAUCUGGUGAUUCUGGAUGCUCGUCCCGGCCACUGUCCUCUCUCUUCAGAUCUACUUUGUAAAUUACAGGAUCUGACAGGCUACAGAGUCCACGUGGUUCUUUCAGGGGAUGCGAUAGAUCCGGCCGCUUGUUUAUGCGACCUUUACUAAGUGCCUUCCAGCUUCUUUGGCAAGAAUGUUUUGAUUGUACGCUAUGACUCAGUUUUCUGUAGUAGCUUUUGUAAUCUUUUCUGUAUGGUCUAUUUUUCGUAUAAUAUUAAAACUAUUUUUUUGAUAAUGUCUUGCAGCAGCAUUCCUCUGCUAAUUGGAAAAUAAAGUACUUUUCUGUUAUUUUA